AUGAUUGUCGAUAGGAGUGGCCCUUUCAAGCAACAUCGAUCGCUAGUCCAUGAAUGGAAAUCUUUAGAAAAUUUAGUGAUUGAACGCCGAUUUGAGAAACUUCGAAUCUGGUUGCAAACACAGGCCAACACAAAUGCAACGUCACCUUUGACAUAUAGGAGAUUGAAGGAUUUCGAAAAGGCAAUAGUACAUUGGGAAAACGAUGGUGAUGUAAGCAACUGUCGGAUAUGUGACUCCGCCUUUACCUUCUUCAACAGGAAACAUCACUGUCGCAUCUGCGGCCGGGUCGUUUGUGCUGAUCUUUGCAUGGGAUGCUCAAUGCUGGUUCCAAUAGCUGUAUUGCAAGAGAUACUUGGCAUCUCUACAAGUGAAACAAGGGUACCCAGUGAGCUGGCAUUGCGGAUAUGCAUCGAUUGCAAAAGGAGCGGAUUGAACCGACGAUUGUUUGAAAUGGAUCAACGGAAAGCUAGCAAUGCACCAUUUGUGCAUGUUUAUAAUAAUUGGAAACUCCUGCAUGAGAAAGUAGAAUCCGAGGACAUGACCACCAUAAGAGAUGAGGGACAGAAUGUUAAACUGGUCACUCUUUUCUCAAAAUUGGAGAAAUUGAUAUCACAUAUCGAUGAGCUGAAGAGCAGCGUGGUAGAGGUUGAUGGAUUGAAAAUCUUGGAUAAUUUGAGAACUGUGAUUAUAGGCUACAUCAAAGCCAAGUUACCCAUAUUAAGAAAAGCCCAAGAUACAAAACUUGCAAAGGAACGGGAGCUACUACAGAAUAUAAUCAAUGGCAAACCCAAAUUGAGUAAACGUGAAAUCCGGUUAAAACGUGAAAAGUUGAUGGUUUUGAAUGAACAAAAGUUUUUGGUACAAGAAAUGUACCAAGAGUUAAAGAAACAUCGACGCUUUGAUGAUUUGAAAUCAUUAGAUGAAAAUUUACAUGAUAUAGAUAUCGAAAUUAAAAAGAUUACUGAAGAAUUGGGCGACGAAGCUUUCUGA
Molecule: messenger RNA, 990 nt
Organism: Pichia kudriavzevii
Lineage: Eukaryota; Fungi; Ascomycota; Pichiomycetes; Pichiales; Pichiaceae
Exons: 1
Coding region: 1-990 (329 amino acids)
Molecular function (GO): metal ion binding
Source: RefSeq, a predicted model, not a curated record